This is a messenger RNA of Anneissia japonica, 3834 nucleotides long. RefSeq names its product 3'-5' exoribonuclease 1-like. Gene Ontology annotation, molecular function: nucleic acid binding; 3'-5'-RNA exonuclease activity. NCBI's taxonomy places the organism in Eukaryota, Metazoa, Echinodermata, Crinoidea, Comatulida, Comatulidae. The transcript has 6 exons. Gene Ontology annotation, biological process: exonucleolytic trimming to generate mature 3'-end of 5.8S rRNA from tricistronic rRNA transcript (SSU-rRNA, 5.8S rRNA, LSU-rRNA). Gene Ontology annotation, cellular component: cytoplasm; nucleolus. The record is from RefSeq and is a predicted model, not a curated record. The coding region runs from base 1520 to 2188 and encodes 222 amino acids.
CGAGAAGUGUCAAGCAUGCAUGCAUUAUUCAUGUUAUCAGUUCACCUAAAUGACCUUAGAUAGUGCCCUCUAUAAUUUCUGCCUGAACUGUAUUGGGGAAAAAUAAUGCAACCGGGACCCCUUUCUCAUUGGGGUUCAUUGAUUCAUGGAAUCAUUUUCAAGAGGGGAAAAACCUUGAAUUUUGAAGGAUUUAAAAGUCCUCAAAAGACACAUCAGAAUUCGGGAAUUCAAGAAUCAAAUUUUUUUUUAACUGACGCUUAUAGCAAUGAAUUUGGAUUUUCCAAAUUAUAGACCGUAAUAGGUAUUUCACACACAACUGAUUUCCAUGUCAGGUCAUUAAGAUAAGAUUAGCAAAACUGAUAAGCAAGCUGAUUAGCCAUCAUUGUUGGCCUAUCUCUGGAAUUUACAAAAAUCGUCGGUAUCUUGUGUUAUUACGCGGACCCUCACUGCGUCGUACGACUGUCGUACGACGCGUCAGUCGACGAAUCCAACUUAGCUUCCUGUGUUUUUUAGACCACAAUAUUACGGAUUGGCAAUCAAAAUAACGUUAUUUGGAUAUCCAAUUAUUAUUUUUGUUUCUGGACGAUUACGUCGGACAAACACCCUGGGGUAUUUAUUGUUGAGUAGAGCUUUUGAGGGGAGGCAUUUAUUUGCGGAGGGGCGUUUAUAUUUUGGUCUAAAAUUGAUACAUAUAUAUUCCUCUUAGCCUAAUUUCAGUGUAAAUGUGUAGUUAAUUACAACACAUAAUUACCAUCAAAAUGUGUUAUUGCUUGGUCAUAAAAACUUUCUGACCAACCAGGUCUUCAAAAGCACAGUAUGCUUAACUUUCGUUCAAUGGUGACGGCAAGAUUUGGCAAACAGGGAUAAGGCAAACUGGAUUCGGCAAACUGGGUUUCGGCAAAUUGAGAUGUCAUGAUGUCGGUGAACUGAUUCGACAAAAUGGGUGUCGGCAAAGUGUCCAUUGACUCGGUAAACUUGGAUUCGGCAAACUAGGUUUUGACAAACUGGGUGGAUAUUACAGUGGAUCUAGGCCAGAGUUGUGUUGAUUUCGGUGAACUGAUAUUCGGCAACUGUGUUUCGGCAAAGUGUCUAUUAACUCGGAAAACUGGUUUUCGGAAAAUUGGAUUUCGUUAAACAUUAAACAGUAAUAUUUUAAAUUUUGACAUUAUCAAGGCAACUGUACCUACAGCCAUUCUACUAAAUACUCUUUUUACUUUUCCGCCUCGGCCGCGUUCUGCUUUGUUCGUAAAACCUCUCCAUCUUGUUCUGUCCAAUACUGUGUUGAUUAUUUCCUACAGAUCCGGUAUUGUGUUGGGUUUUGUCGUUAGCGUGGUGAUUGGAUCUGUAGUAUUAAUGUCAAUAAUUGUCUAUUGGGAAUUUCCAAAAUCUUUUCAUUGUUGACUUAUAAUAUUACAAACGAAAAACAAACAAAAAGAAGUUAUAUAAGGGGCUUUGGCUGACCUUUUCUUCAUUUCAUUUUUGAGCGUCUUCAGCAUCAGUACAAGUCGCUGCCAACAUAAUGCUACGUUUGGGGGAUCGUACAUCACUUUACUACCUCGUUUGUGAUUUAGAAGCGACAUGUAUUUAUCCUCCACAACAGGACUGGGAAACUGAAAUCAUCGAAGUCGGAGCCAUUAUAUUGAAUUCAAACCUAGAAAAGGUCAGUGAAUUUCAAGAAUAUGUCCAACCGGUUAUUAAUGCAAACUUGACGCCAUAUUGCCUGGAACUCACGAAAAUCACUCAGGCAGAUGUUGACAGAGCAGGCAAAUUUCCAGAGGUGUACGGACGGAUGUUAACAUGGAUGAGGGAAAAUGGUUUAAUACUUCAACCAGUAAUGCAAAACUUUACUCUUAUCACAGACGGUGUUUUUGAUUGUAACCAGUACAUACGAUAUCAGUGCAUACAGUCCAAGCUCAAGUAUCCGGAAUGGGCAAAAAGUUUUGGCAACAUAAAAAAACACUUCACCAAAGUUCUACCACAUACGCGGAAGGCUGAUAAGAAAUCGAAUAGUAUCACUGAAAUGUUGGCAAUUUUAAACAUUCCAAUGGAUGGUCAGCUCCAUCGAGCCUUAGAUGACGCAAAACUUGUUGUGAAGAUAAUGAAAGGUCUUCGAAAAUUUCGUCCUAGAUUCGAAUUUCGGUCAAACGAAAUAUUAAGAACGAAUUGGGAAGUAAGAUUUUUCACUUAAAAAGCGAAUGAUGUGCAUUGGUCGUGUAGUGAAAUAUAUAGAUAUGUCAAAAUUGUUCAAAGACAGGCAAGUCUACUAAUGAAUGUUAGGGAAAAUCAACUAUUAGUUUUGUGUCGUGUUCUGGUAUAUUUGCAAAUGCAGCCGCAUUCCUAAUGACAAACAAUAGAUGGAUACGAUAAUACACGAUAUAAUCUUUAUUGUCAAAUUAACUUCCGUUCCAUUUGAGAUAUGUUUUGCAUUGUAUACUCAAGUAAGUGACAGAAAUAGCCAUACAUCAUUGUUAAAUAUAAGAAAAAGUAUGCCUCCUGCAAGAUUUAAACUCAAUAUUAAAUAUGCAUGCAGAUCACCCUCUAGUUGUAAAGACCAGAAAGUGGUCUUUAACUCAAGACAAAUCAAAUACUUUUAUUUUAUACAAUUGAUAUAAUACAAGAUGCAGAAUAAAAUACAGUAAUUGAAACACAUAAAUUGUAUAGACGGAGGCUACAAUAAAUUUCUGCAAAUGAGUCUUGUAUUUAUACACUUAUGUGGCCCAAGUGAACGUUCAACGUUUAUUUUUAUGAAAAUAUUUUAUUUAAAAAAAAUUAAGACCAAAGCUGCUUAAGACCAUGAAACCCCUGGUUCAAAAAGUGGUCUUUAACUCAAAUCAAAUCAAAUAUACUUUUAUUUCUAUACAAUUGAUAUAAUACAAGAUGCUGAAUAAUAUACAGGAAUUGAAACACGUAACCAAAAGGUCCACUGAAUAAUCUCAGAUAAGAUAGUAUAAUACAUACUCCAAGUAUCGAAAUGCACGCCAUCCUGUCGGGAUUCAAUAUUUCGACAUUAAUUAUGUCAUCAUCAGGAAUCACAUAAAUUGUAUAGACGGAGGCUACAAUAAAUUCAGCAAAGGAGACCUGUUUUUUAAUAAAGCCCUAUUUCCUGAGGCUAAAUUUUCUAAAGAUUGUUGCUCAUGAUCUAAAUUCACGAGAAAACUCACGACACUAGCACAAAAACAAUUGCUGGAUAGUUCAGUAAAAGAUCGAGUAAGGCCUAAGAACCACUUUUGUAACCAUCAACCCCUGUAAAAUCCCCUCAUCAGAUUUAAUCCUGUAAAUUAGGCUACAAAUGCUAGGAAGUACCAAAUAGAAGCAGAAGACUAAAAACAAUCUGUUAUAAUAGGAAUUUUAUUUAAGAUGUCUUGUAAAGUUGAUAUACAGUACUUCGAGCUAGCAGAAUAUGAAGCUAUUGACACGUUGUGUAUCUAUUUCUUACUUCAAUUUUAUAAUUAAUAAAGACUGUAGAAUGGUUUAUGAGCUGUCAUCAAUUUAGUAUAGGUAUCACAUCAAGAAAUAGACAUCAGAAUAAGGAAUAUAACUUAUUGUAAUAAUAUUAGACUAUAAUACAUAAAUAUUAUUCACAAUAAUGAAUUUGAGACCAGCGCCUAACCACGUUAGUGGUAAAAGAACACAGCCUGUCAGAAAAUAGUUUGGGGUAUUUUAAGUCAUACGAACAUUGAGUAAAAUUCAUAGCUCAAGGUGCAUCGUCCUCUCUUUACAUAUUGUGAAAUGUAACUCAAGCGGAUAUUAGGCCACAAUGGCAAUAUUUUAGGAAAUGUAAUGAAAGCAAAAUCGAGAUUUUGGAAAAGAAAUAAUAAAUUAUUCUAAAAUUAA